GACAGGGUUCUUUUAUUUAUUUAUCUAAACUACAAUUUCACUAAUAUGUUUAGCAUCCCUAAUUUGCUGCUGCUUUUGAUUUUAGAUGAUUCUACCUCCGCCCAAUGUGACUGGAGCACUGCACAUAGGUCAUGCCCUAACCUGCGCCAUCCAGGAUGCAAUUAUUCGUUGGAAAAGAAUGUCUGGGUAUAAUGCAUUAUGGAUUCCUGGGACAGACCAUGCUGGAAUAGCUACUCAGGUAGUUGUAGAGAAAAAGCUGAUGCGUGAAAGGCACUUAACCAGGCAUGAUAUUGGUCGUGAAGAAUUUGUAAAUGAAGUAUGGAAGUGGAAGAAUGAACAUGGUCAUACCAUAUUGAAGCAAUUAAGUAGGUUAGGAGCGUCUCUUGAUUGGUCCCGUGAGGCAUUUACAUUGGAUGAAAAAAGGUCAAGGGCUGUCACAGAGGCUUUUGUUCGGUUGUAUAAGGAAGAUCUGAUAUAUAGGGAUGUUCGUCUAGUAAAUUGGGACUUUGCAUUACGAACUGCUAUCUCUGAGAUUGAGGUGGAUUAUAUUGAUAUCAAAGGAAAGACCUCACUAAUGGUGCCUGGCUAUGACAAACCAGUGGAGUUUGGAGUUUUGACAUUAUUUGCUUACCCACUUGAGGGUGAGAAUGGUGAGAUUGUUGUUGCCACUACGAGGGUGGAAACAAUGCUUGGUGAUACAGCCAUUGCUAUUCAUCCUGAUGACAAGAGGUACAGCCAUCUGAAUGGUAAAUUUGUAAUUCAUCCAUUCAAUGGGCAUAAACUCCCCAUUAUUUGUGAUGCAAUACUUGUUGAUCCAAACUUUGGAACCGGUGCUGUUAAGAUUAGCCCAGCCCAUGAUCCUAAAGAUUUUGAAGUUAGGAAACGUCAUAAUUUGGGAUUCAUUAACAUUUUCACUGAUGAUGGCAAAAUAGAUAGCAGUGGUGGCGCAGAGUUUGUAGGAAUGCCACGAUUUAAGUGCCGUGAGGCUGUGAUUGAAGCAUUGCAGAAGAAGGGAUUCUAUAGAGGUGCUAAGAACAUUGAGAUGCGUCUUGGAAUUUGUUCAAGAAGCCAUGAUGUUGUGGAGCCAAUGGCAAAGCCCCAGUGGUACAUUAACUGCAGUAAGAUGGCAAAGCAGGCUCUUGAUGCAGCUAUGGAUGAUAAAAAUAGGAAGCUGGAGUUCAUUCCAAGACAAUAUACUGCCGAAUGGAAAAGAUGGCUUGAUAACCCACGUGAUUGGUGCAUCUCAAGGCAGCUAUGGUGGGGUCACCAGGUUCCUGCAUGGUGCAUUAAACUAGAAGACAAUGAAUUGAAGGAACUUGGAACAGAUAAUGACCACUGGAUAGUUGCUAGAGAUGAGAAAGAAGCUUUAGCAGAAGCAAACCAAAGAUUUUCUGGGAAGAAAUAUGAGAUCUUUCAAGAUCCAGAUGUGCUAGACACCUGGUUUUCAUCUGGCCUUUUUCCUUUAUCUAUCCUGGGAUGGCCUGAUGAUACCAAUGAUUUAAAGACCUUCUACCCAACAUCAGUCCUUGAAACUGGACAUGACAUUCUCUUCUUCUGGGUGGCUAGAAUGGUUAUGUUAGGAAUUAAACUGGGAGGUGAUGUGCCCUUUACAAAGGUUUAUUUGCACCCUAUGAUACGUGAUGCGCAUGGCCGUAAGAUGUCAAAGUCUCUGGGAAAUGUAAUUGAUCCUCUUGAAGUAAUAAAUGGCAUAUCCCUUGAAGGUCUUCACAAGAGGCUAGAGGAGAGCAACCUGGAUGAAAAUGAGGUGGCUGUUGCAAAAGCAGGACAAGUGAAAGAUUUUCCUAAUGGUAUUGCUGAAUGUGGUGCUGAUGCACUUAGGUUUUCACUUCUCUCCUAUACAGCUCAGUCAGAUAAAAUUAAUUUGGAUAUCCAACGAGUUGUUGGUUAUCGUCAGUGGUGUAACAAGCUUUGGAAUGCUGUACGUUUUGGAUUGGCCAAACUUGGAGAUGAUUAUGCACCUCCAUCAACCAUAAAUCCAGAGACAAUGCCUUUCGGUUGCAAGUGGAUUCUUUCAGUGCGGAAUAAAGCUAUAAAAAAAACUGUGGAGUCCUUGAAUUCAUAUGAGUUUUCAGAUGCAGCUGGCACUGUGUAUUCAUGGUGGCAAUAUCAGUUUUGUGAUGUUUUCAUUGAAGUAAUCAAGCCUUACUUUGCUGGAGAUUGUCUGGCAUUUUCCUCUGAAAGGAGAUGUGCAAAAGAUGCUCUUUGGCUGUGUCUUGAAACUGGUCUACGCUUGCUUCAUCCUUUUAUGCCAUUUCUUACUGAAGAAUUGUGGCAGCGCCUACCUGGUGCAAGGGACCUUGCAAGAAAAGAGUCCAUAAUGAUGUGCAAGUAUCCAUCACCUGUAGAGAGUUGGUCAGAUGACAGGGUUGAACAGGAUAUGGAUCUUGUAGAGUCAACUGUGAGAAGUCUCAGGUCACUGAGGGCAGAGCUGCUUGCUAAGCAGAAAAACGAAAGGUUGCCUGCCCUUGCUUUGUGUCAAACUAAUGCUGUAGCUGAAACCAUUAGAAGUCAGAAAUUAGAGAUCUUAACUCUAGCCACUCUAUCAUCUUUAGAGGUUCUCCUUAGUGGAAGAGAUGCUGCACCAGAUGGGUGUUCGCAUGUGAAUGUAAAUGAAAACCUUGUGGUUUAUCUCAAAGUUCAUGGAACCCUAAACAUGAGGGCAGAAGCUGAACAGAGAAAAAUUAAGGGCCUGUUUGCUUCCACAGAUGAAAUUCAGCAUAGAGUGGUAUGUACAGACCUGAUUUGUCUUCUUCUCAAGAUGGAUGAUCUGUUACGGUUAGAUUGCUGUUUUGAAGAUAUCCAAUACUCCAAAUAUGGCCAAGUGAUGGACCUCUUGUUAUCACAAGUACAGGGGCAACUCUCAGUUCCUUCCACUUCAGUUAUGGCUAAAUGGACGGGCAUGGAAAAUUAAGAGGUUUAAUUUUUCCUUAGAAAUGACUCUUUAUUUUGAAUGUGAGUUUUUUUUUUCUUUUUUUAAUGGAAAAGGAAAUCUUAUAAACUAGUGAUACUGCC
Molecule: messenger RNA, 3033 nt
Organism: Rubroshorea leprosula
Lineage: Eukaryota; Viridiplantae; Streptophyta; Magnoliopsida; Malvales; Dipterocarpaceae
Source: the annotation of a GenBank genome assembly